CGCUCCCUGAUGCCAAAACAAACCCAAUACUGACCUACAGUUCUGUUGACCGCCACACCGGUAUAUGAGGAUCCAGAUACCUGUCUCCUAAACCGGUCGUUAGAACCGGCAGAUCGGUAAAUAAGAGCCCGUUAAAUCGAGUGGAUACUACCAAAACAGGAGGAUGGGCUGCAUAUGUUUGUGUACGUAAAUUAGGAUGAUUAGACACAGAGUUUAGUGGUUUUUCUUGGGGGGUUGCCCCGGACCAUAUCAGUUAAGUAGCUUGAAGCUAACCUAACUGAUAUGUGCUUUAUUAGUUUGGGUUCAUCAGUAACAGGAGUUCAUAUUCUGCCAUUGACUGGGGCUGUUACCCAGAAAGAUUAGCAAAUCAAAAGAAACAACUAGCCGGUAAAAUUGUGACCUACAGCCAGAAACUCAAACAAAGUAACUACGCCAAAACACUACACGCUGCACCGGACCUGCUCUUGGGAAUCCCACCUGAUAAUGUAUUCCUGUGACUUUUCGCUCUAGCUCAGUCACAUUACCACACAUACUUGCUCUGCAGUACUAUGUGGCGUUGUGAUGCUCUCAUAUCUCUCUACUGCUCAUUCUGCUCUUGUAUGUGUGUACUGCUACUCCAACAGCUGCUCUGUGGUGACUGUGUGCCUCUCUUCUGGCAAAAGGCUAUGAAAUAAUUAUGAAUACCUGGAAGCCAACGAAGUGCUGCUGUUGCAGUUUGCGAACCGGAAGUUUGGUAGUGGGUGCGCUGGCUCUGAUAGGAGCUGUUUUGGACCUCAUAAAUGGCUGUGUUGGUACAUUUGCUUUUGUAAUCAACCAACUGGCAAAAUUGAAGCUUAUUAGUUGCUUGGAGGAUGAAGACAGUACACUUUGCGCUGAUCAGAGUCAAAAAUAUGUUUUGGCCUUCUCCUUUGCACUCAUCAUUUGUGAAGCAAUUCAGGCUAUUGUCUGCUGCAUGCUGAUACAUGGAAUACGCAAGGAAAAACCCAAGUUUAUGGUGCCCUAUAUAACAUGGAGCAGCGUUCGUGUGGGAAUAUUUAUCACACUGUCUGUGGUUAGCAUUGUCAUAUAUAUCUCCAUGCCAGCGGUUCUACUGGCACUCCUAGCAACUAUGAUCAUCCUUGCUCUUAUUGAAGUUGUCUACCUGUUGUUCGUCUGUGCUCAUUAUAUUGAGAUGAAACAAGCUCAGUGUGCAACUCAUGUCCUUUUGGAAGAAGAAAUUGCAGAGUUAUAAAUGGAUGAAAUACCAUGGGCUUCUUUCCGAAAUGUUCUGACAAAUCAUAAUAUUAACAACCAUCGCAUUUAA
Molecule: messenger RNA, 1303 nt
Organism: Procambarus clarkii (red swamp crayfish)
Lineage: Eukaryota; Metazoa; Arthropoda; Malacostraca; Decapoda; Cambaridae
Source: RefSeq, a predicted model, not a curated record